Molecule: messenger RNA, 4584 nt
Organism: Epinephelus fuscoguttatus (brown-marbled grouper)
Lineage: Eukaryota; Metazoa; Chordata; Actinopteri; Perciformes; Serranidae
Gene: mosmoa
Product: modulator of smoothened a
Exons: 3
Coding region: 900-1403 (167 amino acids)
Biological process (GO): negative regulation of smoothened signaling pathway
Cellular component (GO): ciliary membrane; Golgi apparatus
Source: RefSeq, a predicted model, not a curated record
UGUGUGUGACGCUGCGUGGGGGUGUUCGCCUGAUGUCAUUUGGCAGAAAGGGAGGCUGAGCUAACGGUAGACACACACGGGUGGAAAGCAUAACAAUAACGUUACCGCUUUGCCGUCCACAUCGGGACUUUGUAACGUUAACGGCUCCUCGGGAUUUAAAUACGCAGCGUUAAAUACCGUGCUCACCGUGGUCCAAGGAAGAAGAAGAAGAAGAGGAGGAGGAGGAGGUGAAGCUAACGGACUGAGAGUACCAGAUGCUAUUCCAGCGGAGAAGGAGAACGGGCUCGAAUAAGCGAGAGAGGGUGAUGGGUUCUCGUUUCCCUGACGGCUAACGUUAGAGCUCCGCUAGAAACACGGACACCGCGAAGUGAGGGGAACUUGGUUUGCUUCUUCUCGGCCUCCGUCUGUGUGACAUUGUGACUGAAAUGCUAGCGCAGUCGCGGUCUCGGCCGUCGAGCAGCCUCUGGGCCGCAGCUCGGCACACCGAGCCCGAAUCUGGGAACUAGCUAGCUAGCUACCUGCUAGCCGCAGCUGUACCCGAUGCUGCUGUUGCGGCGGCUGCUGCUGCUAAACGGAUCCGAGAGACAACACAAGCAGUUCAGGGCCCCGGUGCGGAGUGAGCUAUAGUUUUACCGUACUGGACUACAAAGGACAUUUGAGAUGUGAUGCUUUUGUGUGUCGUUUGUGAGCCUUUUGUAGCUGGACGCUCUCGCCUGCUUGACGCGAAGGAGCUAACGUUGCUGCAAAAUGCACAGCAGAACCACAACAGCAGGCUCCUGUUGAAGGGGGCGAGGUUAGACUGAUAACAGCCCACCCUGUGUCUCAACACUCGGGGUCACACUUUGGACAACGAGCAGCACAUUUUUCCACGUUACUCAAACGCGUCGUCAGCUGGCGAUAUGGAUAAACUAACGAUCAUUUCAGGGUGCCUGUUUCUGGCAGCAGAUAUCUUUGCAAUAGCCAGCAUUGCAAACCCAGACUGGAUCAACACUGGUGAAUCAGCAGGUGCCCUUACAGUCGGUCUAGUCCGGCAAUGUCAGACCAUUCACGGACGAGACCGGACCUGUAUUCCACCUCGGCUGCCCCCAGAGUGGGUCACCACGCUUUUCUUCAUCAUCAUGGGCAUCAUCUCCCUCACAGUCACCUGUGGACUACUCGUGGCAUCACACUGGCGCCGAGAAGCCACCAAAUACGCCCGCUGGAUCGCCUUCACUGGCAUGAUCCUCUUCUGCAUGGCGGCGCUCAUCUUCCCCAUAGGCUUCUAUAUCAACGAGGUGGGAGGCCAGCCGUACAAGCUGCCCAACAACACAGUGGUCGGCUCCUCGUACGUGCUCUUUGUCCUCUCCAUCUUCUUCACCAUAGUGGGACUUUUGUUUGCAGGCAAAGUUUGCCUCCCAGGCUGAGGACUCGACCGUGCCCGCCUCUGGACUGACAUAAGAGGCUCUGAAAAUUUCAUGGGAUUUACAAAAACACACAGUGACUGAAAAUCAAAAACAACAAACUCUGGCCCGAAGCCUGAAACAGGGGAGUCUUUGAUUAUGUGUCAAGGGACCGCAGCACCACGGAGUACCUAACGACUAAAAAAUGAAAACGAACAAAACACUAAGAGGAGGGACACGGGGCACAAGCGGGGGUGAGAGGGAGAGAGGGCAGCCGAGGCUGUCGCAGCACCCUGCCACUGUUGAUUUAAAAUACGGCUGUCUCUGUUGUUGUUCCUUUGUAAAAGGGUGCUUAAUGUGCUGCUGUCAUGGCAACUGCGGCCACAAUGCUGGCGCACAUUUCUUGAGGACCACUGCAGCCACUCCUCAACUUGACCCCCGGCCGCCCGCUGCACCGCCCUCGGCACACAUCUGUGCCGACACGACUGCUCCUGUUGCUAUUUUCGGCUUCUCUUAGCUAUUUCAGUUGUGUGUUAUUCUGUUGUUGUACAUUUUGUGUUUUUUUUUUUUUUUAUUGUUAUUUUCUCCUCCCACCCCCACCAUGCCUCCCCACCCACCAACGCCUUUCCACUGAAGUAGCUUGAGUGUAAUUGAGGUUCACUGAACUGAAUCCUUGAGGGGAACUGGGUGGUUUUCUGCCAGCUUGGCUUUAGAGCAGGGUUUAUUCUUGCCUGUCACUUCACGAGGCCCCAGGUGUGUGGCUGGGGAGAGCAGCUGUGAGCACAGCUGUCUGGGCCAGCUCACGGGCUGCUGUGGACGAGAGGAAGGUGCAGGUGUGCUGUCUCCAACCAGCUGCAGCUCAGGUGCAGGUAGCAGUGAGGGGCGACUUCCCUGUGCAGCAGAACAGGAGGUCAAGUACCAUAAAGGAGAAUGCCACUCAAUGUAAGAAGUUGCAUUAUGUUAUUUAUAUGGACAGCAACAGAGUAUUAGUGAGCUACUUUGCUAAGCUAAACCCAUGACACUGAUACACAUCUUUUGCCAAUAACUAGAAGACUGUGAAUUUAGAGAAUAAUCAUCUGAACAUAAACACACCUCCUGUAUUUGUAGUAAUAGCUCGGUUAAGUACAGCCACAAACAUAGUGGCCUUUUCAAAGUAUUUUUCAAAGGUGUUACAUCACUGUGGUGUUAUAUUUUCGAGGAGUUGUGAUGAACUCAUAUAUCUGUAAUUAUAGCAGACAGUACUGACUUUUUAUAAAUAGAAGUUGAGGUCACAUUAAGGUGUAAAAAUAACAUAUGUGAAUGCUGAAAAUUGGUGGUAUUCUCCUUUAAUGUCGGAUCGGAAGUGAGCGAGCCAGGAGCAAUUUUUGUUUUGUACAACAGUGGAGGCACAGGGACUGCAGGUCAGGUCCAUGCUUGGGGCUGCGCCUCAGUGUGUUGCUCUCGAGUGAAUGUGAAACACACACACACACACACACACACACACACACACACACACACACACUGACAGUCACCACUGUCUCAGUGUAAAUCCAUAUACUGGGGCUUUUCAUUGUUGAAAAUAGUGAAAAUUCGCCUAUUAGAUGUUCAUAGAGCCAAAGGUGAUGUCUUCAAAUUGCUUAUUUUGUUACAAGGCCAGCUUUUAACUUAGAACACCCAGACACAGCGAGGUGCAGAUCAGUGUGACCCUUAAAACCAUGCUUUACUCGGCUCAACAAAACUUUUCAGCUAACUUGCCUCCAUCAAGGUUGUGUCCAAGGUUAAUUUUGGUUUGGGCAUAAUCAUGCUCUGAUCUCAUGAUGAGAUAAAAAAAAAAGAAGCCCUUUUCACCCUUUUAGAUAUCAUCGCCAGACAUUUUGUGCAACUAUCUAUAAAACUCAAUUUCUUCUUCUUCUUACGUCAAAAUCCAAUCAUGUUUUCUUCCUGUAAAUCAAAAUAUGAUGUGGAUUUGAUUUAAAUCCCCCUUGUAACUGUACACUGAUGAAAUAUUCUGUUUCACUGAGAAAUACGUCACAGUACAGAACAUAGAGACGCUCUAACUUCUGUUUCACUGAGACUUUUAAGUUUUAGAACUACAGAUCCCAUAAUAUGGAGAACUGAAGGGAUGUAAACAGGAAGAAGGAGGCAGUGAGUUAUGCUGUGUGUGUUGAAAGGCUAUAUUUGAAAUUGGCACCAUUAAAAGUAUGCCAAAUUAGAUAUUCUUUUUUGCAAUGUCCUUGUAGAUAUACAGACAACUAUCACUGGAUUACUUUAAUACAGAAGAAAACUGAAAACAUGAUUAUUCUCAGGCAAGUUCUGGAGCUGAAAAGAGAGUCGCUGGAGUUUUCUGAUGAUUUCUAAGCUGAUUCAUGGCCGUUUAUUCACAGAUUAAAAGCCUCCGGUCUAUACAAAGCACCAAAUUCUGUAUUUGUUCACCUUAUUUUUCAAACUCAUUAUUCAAAAUAAUGAGUCAAACCUCUUCCAUCUCAGAAAUGAGUUGGGUUUAUUUUACUGGGACCUUAACACAGCCUUCCCUGAACCAAAUUAUAUCCCACAGAUUUACAAUCCAUUAUCAAAAUUGUUGCAGAUUAAUUUUAUUUUUAUCGUCUUCCACAUGUAUGAAAAAAUAACCCACAUAUAAGCUUCUACUUUACAUGUUUACGUGUAACAAUGUGGGGAGCAUACGACCUACUGACACACAGAUCUUCUCUGCAAAGUGCGUGCGUGCGUGUGUGUGUGUGUGUGUGUGUGUGUGUGUGUGUGUGUGUGUUGACUCAAUCACAGAGCUCAGUCGCGAAGUCUUAUAGUUUUUUUUUUUGUUUUGUAUUUCUGUUUCCUGCUCAGCUUUUCUCCCUCUCAGUCUGACGAUGUAUACUGCUAACUCUCCACUCUGCAGUGCCCUCCCUGUCCUGGUUGGUUCAGUAUUGUGCCAUGACCUGUUUUUGUUUAAUAAUGUACAGACACACAAAAGGCAGGAUUUCUGUAUUAGGAAGCACUGUGCAUUCAACAGUAUAGGUAACAGAAAUAGAAGCACCACAAAUGUAUAAAAAAAGAGAACUUCUUACCUCAUUGUUUUUGUUUCUGCUAUUAUUUUCUAAUGGUGGCAAUGUGUGCCCUCUAAUUUGUCUCUUGCCUUGAUCGGAUGUCUUCACAUAAAGCCUAUGAUCAUAGGAAAUUAUUUAUCACUGAAUAAAAAGAGGAAAAAAAUGGGUGUGUGGCUCUGACGCAG